UUCACCUUUGGUUGUUGGAUUCUGGGAGAACAGCCAUUUUUCGUCUCCCAUUUCAAAAAAUUUGAAUCACAUAUACGAUAACAUCACUUUUUUAUUACUGAAUAAACAUUUCUGAGAGGAUGACCGGUCAGUAACGCCACAUUUAAGCGUAUUUCUGCUGGUCUCAAUUGUCAAGUGACAGUCUGGGUAAGGCAGACGGUGAGGCAGACGGUAGUUACCGUAAGUACCGUUAUAGGAGCACGCCAAGUCUGCUGUUAGCUAACUGUUUGUAAUCGUAUUAAACUAAACUGAAUGAUGUGGGAGCUAUUUCGGUGUGCACGUGAGGAGUGUGAAACGAACAGGACAGGUAACGGUAACCCAGCUGACGUUAGUAGCUGCCUUCAAAGUAAAGUCAGAGCUAACGUUGAUUUCGGCUAAUGGUUAGCCGUUAGCGUACCGCUACUUAACUACUAACUGGCGUUAGCAUCCUUUGCUUUGCUAAACGACGGCUUUUUCAAACGUGCUUUCGUUUGAUAGUGUAAUUUCCUACGUCUCUGAUAACCUGCUUUGUCGUGUUUUGCAGCCUAUAUCGUCCUACUUUACGGACUAUAACCGGAAGCUAUCCUUUAUUUUGAAAACUACAUCCGGAAGCUGUUUUGUUUUGCAUGAAGGCUCGCGGACUUAACGCUGGUCUGUCUUCUGGAGCAUCACAACAUUGUCCUGCCGCUUUGUUCGAGGGACAGAAAAGCAUCACACUUGUCUUCGAUGAAGUGUGUAUGAAACCAGGCAAUGUCCGCUAUGGUGUACCCACGUGAAGAAGCCCUGGAGCGCCUGAGUCAGGAUGAGAUCGUCCUCAACACGAAGGCCGUGGUGCAGGGCCUGGAGACGCUGCGCGGCGAACACGCCCAGCUCCUCAACUCGCUGCUGGACUGCACCCAGCCACCCGCCGCACAGGAGAAAUCAGGGCUGCUUCGCAAGAGCAUGGAGGCCAUCGAGCUGGGCCUGGGAGAGGCACAGGUGAUCAUCGCCCUGUCGAGCCACCUGAGCGCCGUGGAGUCGGAGAAGCAGAAGCUGCGCGCUCAGGUGCGCCGGCUCUGCCAGGAGAACCAGUGGCUGCGGGACGAGCUGGCGGGAACGCAGCACAAGCUGCAGCGCAGCGAGCAGAGCGUCGCCCAGCUGGAGGAGGAGAAGAAGCACCUGGAGUUCAUGAACCAGAUCAAGAAGUUCGACGACGACGUCUCGCCCUCGGAGGAGAAGAACCAGAGCUCCGGGGGCGGCGGAGGAGGAGACACUUCAAAGGACAGUCUGGAUGACUUGUUCCCCAACGAUGAUGACCAGGGACCAGCCCAGCCCAGCGGAGAGGUAGCCGCCCAGCAGGGGGGCUACGAGAUCCCGGCCCGCCUCAGGACGCUCCACAACCUGGUGAUCCAGUACGCCUCCCAGGGCCGCUAUGAGGUGGCGGUGCCGCUGUGCAAACAGGCCCUGGAGGACCUGGAGAAGACGUCCGGACACGACCACCCGGACGUGGCCACCAUGCUCAACAUCCUGGCCCUGGUGUACAGGGAUCAGAACAAGUACAAAGAAGCGGCUCACCUCCUGAAUGACGCGCUGGCCAUCAGAGAGAAGACCCUGGGGAAGGAUCACCCGGCUGUGGCCGCGACCCUCAACAACCUGGCUGUCCUGUACGGCAAGAGGGGCAAGUACAAGGAGGCGGAGCCUCUCUGCAAGAGAGCGCUGGAGAUCAGAGAGAAGGUGUUGGGGAAGUACCACCCGGAUGUAGCCAAGCAGCUGAACAACUUGGCCCUGCUGUGUCAGAACCAGGGCAAGUACGACGAGGUGGAGUACUACUACAGACGGGCCCUGGAGAUCUACGAGUCCAAGCUGGGAGCCGAUGACCCCAACGUGGCCAAGACCAAAAACAACCUGGCCACGUGCUACCUGAAGCAGGGGAAGUUCAAAGAUGCGGAGUCUCUGUACAAAGAGAUCCUGACCAGGGCACACGAGAAGGAGUUUGGAUCCGUCAACAAUGACAACAAGCCAAUCUGGAUGCAUGCAGAGGAGAGAGAGGAGAGCAAGGGUAAGCGCAGGGACUCUGGCCCGUAUGUGGAGUAUGGAAGCUGGUACAAGGCCUGCAAAGUGGACAGCCCCACAGUGAACACGACCCUCAAGAGCCUGGGAGCUUUGUACCGUCGCCAGGGCAAACUAGAGGCCGCAGAAACACUGGAAGAGGUCGCCACCAAGUCCCGUAAACAGGGUAUUGAUGCCAUCAACCAGAGUAAGGUGGUGGAGCUGCUGAAGGACGGGGGAGCCGGAGGGGGAGACAGACGACACAGUAGGGAGGGAAACAACGGGCCGGGUGGACAGCGGGGGGAGAGCGAGGGCGACGACUCCGCUGAGUGGAACGGGGACGGUAACGGGUCUCUGCGUCGCAGCGGCUCCUUCGGGAAGAUUCGUGACGCCCUGAGGAGGAGCAGCGAGAUGCUGGUGAAGAAGCUGCAGGGGAGCGGACCACAAGAGCCCCGCAACCCAGGAAUGAAGAGAGCAAGCUCCCUCAACUUCCUCAACAAGAGCACUGAGGAGACCACACAGGACGUGAACUCCGGCCUCUCGGACUGCAGAGGACUAAGCGCCAGCAACGUGGACCUAUCCAGACGCAGCUCCCUGAUUGGCUAGUCAGAGACAGGAGGCGGGACUCAGGCGACAGAAAGCGGCCCGGGCGAAGGAGAGGCUGUUUGCAGCUUGGUUUGAUCCAACAAACGCACUUAAAAGCUCAAAGCGAGAUCGACCGCUUGCACCUGCAGCAUAUUUUUGAAAGAAAGCAUCGCCACUCUAAACGCCGUCCCGUCAGACACCCCCGCUGUACAAACCGCUGCAACCCAUCACAAAAGAGAAUAUUUAGAUACACAUUAAUCAGCAUGCUGCUUACUAGAACGUGGGAUGUCUGCACCUGAACGCCUCGCGGUUUUUGACUCGUAGCACCGCGCCGUAGCCUCAUCGCAAGUAGUCCGUUCCUCAGAUCUCCACCACGUGCAGACACUCGACCGUACGUAGGCUAAAUGUACUCCGGUUUCCCUUCAGAGAGAAGCUUCGCACUCCGUGUAUUUCACCCGUAGCAUGAAGUAUUUUGCCGAUGCCGAGCGCCCGUAGAAAUGGUACGAUCCGCUUUGAUUUUAACGGGCAGAGCAGAGGCAUAGAAGAGAACACGAGCAAUCUCUGGGGAUCUUCAAGAAGACAUAAGCACUAACCAUUUAAACCUCACUUUUUUGCCUUCUUCUUUUUUAUGUAUAUACAGUUUUAAAUUAUUCGAUAUUUCAUUCUUUGUAUAUAGAGCACUUUCUUCUUUUCUGUUUACACUAUUGGGUUUAAGAAGGUCUCAGUAGAACAUACUGCUUAUCUGAAGGGGGGGAGGACGGGACAAGAAGGAAAGGAAGAGAGGGAGUGAAAGAAGGAAAGGAAGAGAGGCAGUGAAAGAAGGACAGAAGGAAAGGAGAUAUUGAAAUGGGCACGUAGCUCAUCGUGUCAGUAAAAAGGUCGAGCUUGCUGAUACAUUUAGUACCUCGAUCACUGAACUCUGCUGUCAUUCGGACCAAUGGUUCAGUCUAAAAUGUUCUAAAGCACUUUGAAUGCACCGGUGACACAAACGUCAGGAGAAUAUCUUUCAAAUGAAAGGGCCAGAAAGUUUAUAUGAAAUUUACAAAUGAACCUCAAUCAUUUUCAAACCCUACUAAAUACUACCUACUGUAUGUGGUACGACAGGAAGUUAAAUCAAACGCAGUAAUCAUUACCUGUUUCCUCACUUCCAGGCUUACGGCCAUAAGUCUGAAUAUGAAGGUAAAACGCUGUGAAAGAGAUUUAAAUACUGUUUGUUUACAAUCAUUAAAUCAGGAUAUUCAGAGCAUCAUCAGCACUCAUUAAAGAAUAUGAGUCACUAUAUCUUAUCGAGGCCGACGCAGCGCGUCAGCUACAACGUGUUUACUUUCAUCAACGGGAUUUUUCUCUUGUGAAUUCGUUUUUUUCCUUCAUUUACUGCUGAACGUGUAACAUUUUGUAUGAAACAAUCCUCAGCGUGACGUUUGUAACGCUGAGCAGGACGGACUUCAUCAGCUGUGAUCAGACAUCCGACUGUUGACCGUCCGUCCUCACUGACUUUUCUUUGUUUUUGAUGCGUUUCUUUUUUUCCUGAGCUUUUAUGUUGAAAGUACCGAUUAUGUGUGUUUAUGUUAGAUGUGGAUUUUGGGAUCUGGUGACAUUUACACUGGAUUUUCUUUUCUUUGUUGUGCUGUUUGCAAACUCCACCAAAAUAUGAACCGGUACCAAGAGAACUGUCCACAGAAUGUACAUCAAGUCAAAAAACGAGCUCGGCGAGUCGUGACAUCACUUCCUCGUCUGUCAUCAGAUUGUCAAGGAAUCGCUUUCGAAAUACAAGAAAGCCGAAAAAAAAGAAAGCGUUUUGUUCUUGACAAGCUGAGUUUGAUUUCAAAGAGAGGAAGACGCAGGUUUGUUGUGAAGGUGUUUUGUCCACGGCGGUGCGUGCACACCGUCGCCAUUACGCCCCAAAAGACCUGAAGUCAACCUUCUGAUGAAAUCAACCUUUGGAUGAGGUCACGCUGCCGAGUCUAAACUAGUGCUAACUGUUCUAUCAGCUGCUGAAUGUGCGAGGCGGAGCAGGUUUGGGAGGAGGAGGAGGAGGAGGAGGAGGAGUGAAGUGCAUUACUAAAGAAAUAAUGAGAGGUGUUUUUGGAAAGAAGUGCUUUAAUUGUCGUUCGCAGCAAAUAAUGUACAGAAUUAUCCGUAUACAACAUUUCUAUGUGUUACCUGUAUGUCACUUGUUCACAUAAGAAUGACGGGAAUUCCUCUAAUCGCACCACGUAGCUGUGUACAGAAGUUAGUGAGACACUAACUUGUAGUCCAGAAACUCCUUUUGUUCCUGACUGAGUUCCUCUACACACACAGAACUGUAAGACCAAUAAUAAGCAUCCUCUACUGUAUUAAUCAGGAAGUUCUCAAGCAUCUCUAUUAAUCUCAAACUCCACAAAUAUAUGAACAUUAAUACAAUAAUGUUGCUCAUUUAAAUGGCUGAGAGAAAAAUAUAAUAUAACUGCUGCUGAUUUUGAUCCAAAGCUUCAAUCGGAUCUUUCUGUUUCUCCGAUGUCCAAAUAUUUAUGGAGAUCAGUGCAGUGACUCGGAGCCCCAGCUGGUAAAUGUUGUGGGGGUGGGGCUUAAGUCCAGCUCCUGUAUUGCUGGCGAUUGGUGAUGGGGCCGACCUUAUUGUGAAGGGGCCGACCUAAUGUGUAUUUUAUCAAAGGUUCAAUAAAUACAAACUCCACUUUUCAAACUAA
Molecule: messenger RNA, 5318 nt
Organism: Anarrhichthys ocellatus (wolf-eel)
Lineage: Eukaryota; Metazoa; Chordata; Actinopteri; Perciformes; Anarhichadidae
Gene: klc2
Product: kinesin light chain 2
Exons: 14
Coding region: 769-2652 (627 amino acids)
Biological process (GO): microtubule-based movement
Cellular component (GO): kinesin complex; cytoplasm
Molecular function (GO): kinesin binding
Source: RefSeq, a predicted model, not a curated record